Molecule: messenger RNA, 1963 nt
Organism: Chlamydomonas reinhardtii
Lineage: Eukaryota; Viridiplantae; Chlorophyta; Chlorophyceae; Chlamydomonadales; Chlamydomonadaceae
Exons: 6
Coding region: 283-789 (168 amino acids)
Source: RefSeq, a predicted model, not a curated record
GGAAAUAAGAUGGCCCGUCCAAGGUCGUUGUUGACAGCGGUGCCCGAGUCCGAGUCGGUUCUGGCUUGGCGGUCUUUAAGCGUUUCAUAUGUCAAGACUCAUAAUUCAGACUCGCUAAAGCCUGCUGUUAACUGUCGCCGACGAAGGCGAGGCCGUAGACCAAGAAUGUGUGCGGGUCCAAGUGGGGCACCUCCCGCGCCCGAGAUAAGCCAGCAGGGCUCCGAAUCCCAUCCUAGCGAGCAAUCCGCACGGUCUGGCGGCACAGCGACUACACGGGACGUCAUGGCCGUGGGUUCGCUGUUUUCCCGCGAACGGCGCACGACCGGGGUGCUCAGCAUAAUUGAGGCCGGCCCAGAGAUCACGACCCCUACUUCUGGGUCGUCACAGCAGGUGCCAUCACAGGCGACAUCGCAGGUGCAGCCGCAGGCGCCAUCACAGCUGCAGCCGCAAGCGACUGCACAGGCCCCUGCGGCGGUGCAGGGUUCGGGCAUGUCUGCAGACUUCCACCCGACGUACCAAGCACUGCAACCGUCGACCGUCGCUUCCACAUCAUCGGGUGCAAAGAGCCUGCAGCCGCGCCUGCACUCACGACCACACCUGUCGCCGCCAAGCGAGUCCACGCCUUGGACGCAGGGUGACACCGCAGCGCCGCCGCCAGCAGGCACACCGGCGCGGACAGUCGAGGAUCGCUUGGCUGCGUUGGAGAAGUCCCAAGCUGCGUUGGAGGAGUCCGUACAGGAGAUUGUGAAGAUCCUACGCUUCAUCACGUGCUGCUGCCCGUGCAUAUAAAUGUGACGCGCAAGUGAGUUAAGGCCCACGCUGUUGGAUGCCCUUCGUGCACGUGUGCCGCGCCCAGCAUUCUCAACAGGCAUUCCCAAGCACACACCCGCGAGCAACUACAUGGCCACACACACCCGACUGCGAAGCUAGCGUGUGUGGAGCUAGACACAUGCUGCAUGCAGAAGUGUUCCUAGUUGCUAGCUGGCUGUCUACUGUGCUCGCUACACGCGUGUGCCAGGCUGCUGCUGGUGAUGGCGACGGUGUUGGGGACUCGUAUGAGUUUGGCCUGUGUUCGCUGGUUGCAUUGGCCUCCAGUUAUGGGCUUGGUGUUGCGGGAGGGUGCACAGAGCUUGCAGCCCACGGAACCCACGCAGUGCGCUCUGUUGUGGGGGUGGUUCGGUCAUUCGACAUGCUUGCAUGAGGCAUGAGGGGAAGGUAGGAAAGGGCGUGACUGCGCCGGGUGUACAGGGAUGGGUUGCUGGGUGCAUGCGGCAGAGAACUGGCACUGAACUACAUUUCGGCUGGCUGAGCGCAGGGUGCGAUUGACCACUGCAACUACUGCAACAGCUGGAUAGUGACGGGUGUGGAGCCACUGACAUGGAGAGGCCGGUGGUGAACGAGCUGAAGGCAGCAGCAGUUGCGUGCCCAUGGGGUUCACAUCGUCAGGUUGCAGUCGGCUAUAAGGAGGACACUGCAUCAUACAUCGUAUUACGGUUGGGUGCUAAAAUGCGAAUGCGACAUGCGAGGUAUUUAUGACGUCGAUAUGACUGCUGUGCCACGCCAGGGCGUGUGACCGGACACGGCGAGGGACGGUGCCGGGAAAGCUGUCUAACUUCAGGGUUAGGGUUGUUGCGGCUGUCGAGUUUAGGGCAGUGUCAGUGUGAAGCGGGUGCCUCCCGUGCUCCGAAGGGUCGAAGGCUGAUGAGUCAUUGCUAGCCGUACUCUGUUGUGCUGUACGGGUGUGAAGUACGUUGGGGCGCAGUUCUUAGAUGCCGUCAUGACGCGGCUGUGGAUUUGCGUAGCCGGAUGAGGCGAUUCCCCCUUGGGGCGCCAUUGGUUGUGUGUUCACUAGCUCGAGACAAGUUGUUCUGUCUCGAGCUCUCUGGUACGGCUUCCUAGUUGUCGAUUUCACACCUCGCUGCGCCUAUACACGGCCGGUGGUAAUAAGCGUUUAACCAACAAG